CUAACACGGAAGUACUCAGCCUUGGUAGUUAUGUAGCUUGACGUGAGUUGUCUUGUGGUGUUGAUACUCUGUCAUUUUUUUUUAAUUUGUCAUAUUCUUAAGCACUGUACAGCAAUGACAAACGAGGAAAGUGGAAAGCCACAGUUUUAUAUCUGUAACUGUUUCACGACGGACAACAUUUUUCUGAAGGACUACAAGCUGCAUGUUCGCUUUGUAACAGAGGAGCAGUUCAGACAGGACUACGAAGCACUUUUGAAGAGGCUUGGCUGCGUUACACAGCAACAGUUUGAGGACAUCUUCAAUAAGAUUUCCCAGGAAGUGGACAGGCGAAUGUGUUUUGGCGUGACAUCUGCUAAGAGAAAGUCUGUCAUAAAAAACACGUACCAGCCUCUUCAUCCUCACGUCUACCAUCUGCAGGAGACCUUCCUUACGCCAAAGUUCAAGCAUCUUGUCGAAUGUUGUCGAAGUCGCAAUGUCACACUCAACUGUCUUUCUGAACUGUUGGAGGAAGAAGCAGCUCCGAGGGUCUAUCGCUUUCCCGUGUUCGACAAACGCUUCUGUGAGGAUCUGAUGGAUGAGCUGGAGCACUUUGAGCACUCGGCAGCACCUAAAGGUCGACCGAACACCAUGAACAACUACGGGAUCCUCCUGAAUGAACUGGGCUUUGACGAGGGUUUCAUCACACCUCUUCGUGAGCAGUACCUGCAUCCACUCACCUCCUUGCUCUACCCAGACUGCGGAGGACACUGUCUUGACAGUCACAAAGCCUUCGUUGUCAAAUACGACAUGAAUGAAGACCUGGACCUUAGCUACCACUACGAUAAUGCAGAGGUCACACUCAAUGUCUCUUUGGGCAGGGACUUCACAGAGGGAAACCUUUACUUUGGCAAUAUGAGACAGGUGCCUUUAUGCGAGACUGAGUGCACCGAGGUUGAACACAGAGCCACAGAGGGCCUUCUUCAUCGGGGACAGCACAUGCACGGGGCCCUGCCUAUCUCCUCUGGCCAGCGAUGGAACCUCAUCAUCUGGAUGAGAGCCUCACAGGAGCGCAACCAACUCUGCCCCAUGUGCAACAGGAGGCCUGAGCUGGUGAAAGGGGAAGGCUUUGCUGAUGGAUUUACCAGACACGCCGCACCUCUGCUCACCAACUCGUGUGCGCUUACGUGACACGUGCGACUGGAAGAUUGAAGUCAUCGCAUUACAGUGUGCGUCAAAGAAAAGGAAAGUGAAAGUGCCAAGUGAAGUGAAAUUAGACAAGGGAUAAUUCUCAAGUGGAGAAACGCCGAUCAACAUUGUCUGCAUGGCCGUCCAAGCCACUCAAGGAAGGAUCUGCUCCCAUGAAAUGGACAGUAAUACUAUGCAGCCUAAUAAUACUACGUUUUUAAUAGGCUGCAUGUUUAUUAUGGGGUACCUUCUCUGGUCCUGAAUGGGCUGUUAGGAAUGAAGAAGGGGAAAUAAUUAUGUCAAAUUAUUCACAAUUUGUUACAUUGCUCUAAAAUUAUAAUAUAUAUAUAUAUAUAUAUAU
Dunckerocampus dactyliophorus (ringed pipefish) is the source of this 1525-nucleotide messenger RNA. It is a transcript of the gene ogfod2, whose product is annotated as 2-oxoglutarate and iron-dependent oxygenase domain containing 2. The transcript has 8 exons. Bases 115 to 1167 code for a protein of 350 amino acids. The record is from RefSeq and is a predicted model, not a curated record. NCBI's taxonomy places the organism in Eukaryota, Metazoa, Chordata, Actinopteri, Syngnathiformes, Syngnathidae. Gene Ontology annotation, molecular function: oxidoreductase activity, acting on paired donors, with incorporation or reduction of molecular oxygen; L-ascorbic acid binding; iron ion binding.